AGGCAAACCUCAGUAUACUUGUACUUGACUUUCCACAAUACACAUACAAAUACAUACAACAAACAUAUCAAGAAAAUGCAGUUUCCACUUAAAUUGUUACUGUCGAUGGCUGCCGCGCUCAUUGCAUUGCAGGGCCAGAUAUUUACCUCCGCCAGUAUCCGACAACGCAAAUGCAAUGUCAUCCACUCUAAUGGAUGCCACCGAUUCGCCGACAUCCACCAACAGCAGCGUGGCUAUGGAUGUCGAUGUCGUUGUCGAUGAUGAUAGUUUGGAUGAUGGCGAUACAGCUACUGCCACAGCUGCUGUCACUGCUGGGGGCAGUGAUACUUAUACUGCCAGUGAUACAGACGCUGCCACAUUGGAGCACGUUCAGCGCCGUAGGCAGGUCCAAUGCCCGCCAGAGAUUACCGAUUUCCAUAUUAUACACUUGCCCUGUGAUCUCGAUAUACCGGAUAUCAGUAAAUAUAUUGACACCUUGCCAAAUCAAUGCAUCUGUGCCUAUAAUGCUCGCUACAAUUCGGAACAGGAUUACCGCAAUUUCAUGAUACUCCAGCUUGAGGGUUUCUUCUUUGGGCAAUACUCGGAGCGCUUUAAGCGCUUCGAGGUUGAUCCGCAUGAGUUUGACUAUAUUUGAGUUUGACAAUAAUUCUAACAGAUUCUUCCCACAUUCGAAAUAAGGAAACGCAUCUAAAAGAUCGGUGGAAAAGGGAAAGAUAUACCCGUAUAAUAGGAAGUCGUGUAUGAAAUUUGGCUACAAAUUUGUAUCGAAAUUGUACCACUUCAUUAUACAGAGUUUCCAUUAAAGUGACUGCGUAACAGUGGAACUUUACGGAAACUUGUGCAAUUUUAAUUAAC
Drosophila montana is the source of this 855-nucleotide messenger RNA. RefSeq lists its product as uncharacterized. The coding region runs from base 176 to 634 and encodes 152 amino acids. NCBI's taxonomy places the organism in Eukaryota, Metazoa, Arthropoda, Insecta, Diptera, Drosophilidae. The record is from RefSeq and is a predicted model, not a curated record. The transcript has 2 exons.